AUGCCUCAUACAGCACGUAGUAAAUGUAUUGAUUGCGAACGAGGCUUGGACUUGAAUCAAUUUCGUGAAGUUGAUGCUGGUCUUUUGCGAUUGUUUUUGGCUGUAAAAUUUUCGAAGCGUAUUCGUUGUGAUGAUAUGAUUUGUCAGAAAUGUCGUUCACAGUUUCUUAAAUGGCAGCAGAAAAUGGAAGGUGAUUUUGACAACUACAAUAGUGCAGCUGAAUUUGAUAUGGAAUCUAUGAAUAUUGAUGAUGAUAGUGUGAUGAGUGUUGGUGUUGAUAAUGUUGCUACAAUCUUUUCAAAUGCAAAUAUUGAUACUCAACCUAAUAGUAUUAGUAUUCCAAUUUUUCGAUGUUCUAAAUCACAUCAGUCUUGCGUGUUUUGUGAUGAAAAAGAUUCUUGUUCAGCAAAAGUUUUAUCACGUAUACAAAGAACAAUGGUAUUUUUAAAAUGUGGUAUAUUUGUUGCACCAGGUUCUCGAUGUUGUACAAGUCAUUUGUGUGAAGAUGGAUUAACUAUUAAAUCGUUUGAUCAUAUUCGUGUAUCGAAACCUGAUCGAUGGAAAAUUGAUUCAGAUGAAUUUCAAAUAUUUGUCUAA
Molecule: messenger RNA, 597 nt
Organism: Rotaria sp. Silwood2
Lineage: Eukaryota; Metazoa; Rotifera; Eurotatoria; Philodinida; Philodinidae
Source: the annotation of a GenBank genome assembly